AUGUGGCGGCGCACCUAUCUAUUCCUAGUCCUUGUGCGACUCUACUUUGCUCUAUCGCCUAGCUAUCUGCACCCUGACGAAAAUUUCCAAGGCCCCGAGGUCAUCGCCGGCAAGUCGCAUUCCUGUCCAGCCCCGGAAACCGUCUACGGCAACUGGCGCUUGAGUCAGAUUUUCAGCUAUCCAGUUCGGCACACAUGGGAAUUUACGAACGAGCGACCGAUCCGAAGCGUUUUUCCGUUAUGGCCGGUGUACGGCCUCCCGAUGCUGUUGCUAAGGUGGUUGUGGACCGGAAAUGGACAUGACGGAGAUAUUCCUCCGAUAGCCGUCUUCUGGGCGCUUCGAGUGUUGAUGUUUGUUCUCAGCUUUGUGCUUGAGGACUGGGCUAUACACGAGCUUAUUCCUUCACCGAGGCAAAGGAGGACGGCUGUCAUGCUCGUUGCUUCGUCAUACGUAACUUGGACGUACCAGACACAUACAUUCUCUAACGCGAUUGAGACCCUGGCUGUCGCGUGGAGCUUGGUACUCAUUGAGCGCAUAAUCGCAAGUCCACCGCAACGCGACUCACUUAUGGCCUCUGUGGUGCUUGGUAUCAUCUGCGUGUUUGGUGUGUUCAACAGAAUCACAUUUCCUGCGUUUUUGUUGGUACCUGGGAUUCGCCUUGUACCAUAUUUCCAACAAAGGCCUUUAUCAUUUGCAGUACUUGUCCUGUCGGGACUUGUCACUGCAUUGGUAGCAGUAAUCAUCGACACUGCAUUCUACACCCGACAGGUUUCGUGGACAGACAUCGUCUCUAAUCCUGUCAUCACACCCCUCAACAACCUCUUAUACAAUAUUUCGACUGAGAACCUAGCGCAGCAUGGACUCCAUCCAUGGUAUCAACACAUGCUGGCCAACUUACCUCUCCUUAUUGGCCCUGGAGCUCUUUUGCUGGUGCUCAAUGCUAGGUUCACACAACGACUUUACUCGGCUCUCUCGGGAAUUUUCGUGCUCUCUAUAUUUCAACACCAAGAAGCAAGGUUUCUCUUACCCACGGUGCCCCUGAUACUGUCAUCAGUGCGCCUCCCAAAGAACCCAACCAUGCGACAGUUGUGGGUGACUUCAUGGAUAAUAUUUAACGUUGCACUAGGCAUCCUAAUGGGCGUCUACCAUCAGGGUGGGAUUAUCCCAGGACAGGUCUUUUUGAGCAAGCAGCCGGAUGUCACGCAAGCAAUCUGGUGGAAAACAUAUACGCCACCAAUUUGGUUGUUGAACGGCAAAAACGAAGUCCUCGAGACCAAGGAUGUCAUGGGCAUGAAGGGUGAGGAUGUCUACGCUCAACUGGAGCAGCUGGCGACAUGCGACACACCGGCGGACAGGAGAAGUUUAGAGUACCUGAAGGAGAAAAACGGCACUUAUUUGAUCGCGCCACUUUCGACCACAUGGCUAGACCAAUAUUUGCCCAACAAGGGGCUCGAGGGGUUGAGGUUCCGGGAGGUGUGGCGUCAUAGACAACACUUCAACCUGGAUGAUCUCGACUGGGCAGAGGACGGAGUGUGGGGGACACUUAGUCGCUUAAUUGGGAGACGAGGAUUGGCAGCUUGGAGGAUAACCAAGAGUUGUCCAGGUCAAAAGAGGCCGUGA
Molecule: messenger RNA, 1620 nt
Organism: Pyricularia grisea
Lineage: Eukaryota; Fungi; Ascomycota; Sordariomycetes; Magnaporthales; Pyriculariaceae
Exons: 4
Coding region: 1-1620 (539 amino acids)
Biological process (GO): GPI anchor biosynthetic process
Cellular component (GO): endoplasmic reticulum membrane
Molecular function (GO): alpha-1,2-mannosyltransferase activity
Source: RefSeq, a predicted model, not a curated record